Molecule: messenger RNA, 3031 nt
Organism: Physella acuta
Lineage: Eukaryota; Metazoa; Mollusca; Gastropoda; Physidae
Product: integrator complex subunit 4
Biological process (GO): snRNA processing
Cellular component (GO): integrator complex
Source: RefSeq, a predicted model, not a curated record
UUCAUGUUUACAAAAAUGGCUGCAAAGUUGAAAAAACGAGCCCUUGCGGAGUUUAGUUAUGUUGUAACGGAAGAACCACCCCAACCUGUAAAAAGGUUAAGACUUAUUCAGCGCUCCGUUGCACCCACCAUCUCACUGAACUUGUCAAGUGCAAGCUCACCCCAGGAAGUUAUUUUUAUUCUUCUUAAGCUAGAAGAAAACUCACCGUCAGAGAAGGAAGGGGCAGAGUCGGUUUACAAUGAACUCUCUGAGCACUUGGUUGGAGAACGUGAUGCUAUAGUUAGGUGCAAGAUUAUUUCAAUGUUUGCCAAGCUUGCUCUGGUCCCUGGCUUCAACAUACAACUCCUGGCUGAUGAUUUACUCAACAAAAUAGGCUCAGAAAGCUCACAUAAAGUGCUUGGUCAGCUGUUUGUCACUGCCAGGUCUGUCAGUCAGAUGUUCUCUCCCAGCAGCCAUAAUAUUCAACGCUUUAUGAGGGCGGCAUUUAAGCAUGUUUCUAACAGCGAUCAUCAAGUGCGCAGAAGCUGUUUGCAGCUGAUUGGCUGCCUGGCAUCGUGUGAACAACAGCGGAAAGAUACACCAGCAUCUCCUGACUGGCCUGUGUCCAUCCAAGAAGUUUUGACCAGAUACAUCAGCGAUGAGGACCCUAGGGUCAGAUGCAGUGCUUUUGAGGCAAUGCUGACACUACACAACAGUGGUCAAUAUUUAGGGCUAUCUGUUUACCAACAAGCCUGCUCCGCCCUGCAGGAUGACUACGAGGGCGUGAGAUUAGCAGCCGUCCAACUGAUCUGGGUCCUCAGUCACCUGUACCCAGAAAGUUUUGUGCCUGUGACAGAUUCAGCUGAAGAGCUCAGACUACUGGAUGAUGGGUUUGCUAAGAUUUGUAGCAUGGUGACAGACAUUUCAGUCAAAGUCAGGGUCAAGGCCUUGCAGCUAUUGGGGUCCCUUCAUCUAGUGAGCCCCAAAUUCCUGGAGCAGACGCUAGACAAGAAGAUCAUGUCACAGUUGCGGCGUAAAAGGUCUGCCCAUGAGAGGGCCAGAGAACACUUUGCCUCGGGUGAGUGGUCAACUGGUCAAAAGUGGGCAGACGACGCACCCAAGGAAGACGUGGACCCUGACUCUGUCAAUCUACUCAGUAUAGGCGCCUGUGGGGCUUUUGUUCAUGGGCUGGAGGAUGAAUUUUUAGAGGUUAGAAAUGCUGCCCUUGAUUCACUCUGUGAGCUGGCCUCCAAUUCUCCAGAGUUCUCUGCCCUUUCUCAAGACAGCAUCAUAGACAUGUUUAACGAUGAGAUUGAGAGUGUCCGGCUCAACGCCAUCAACAGUUUACGUAAAAUCAGCCACCACCUACUGCUGAGGGAGGAUCAGGUGGAAAUAAUUUUGGGGGUGUUACAGGAUUUCUCCCCAACCAGUCGUGAAGCUUUGAGGAACUUGCUGGGCCACAUCAGGCUUGCCACAAAGAACUGUGUCAACAUGUGUGUUAUGGCGCUGCUAGACAACCUGCAGAGGUACCCACAAGACAGGGUUUCUGUAUGGAGGUGUUCCCAGCAGCUUGGCACCAAACAUCCCGCCCACACCUUGGCUCUGGCGCCAGACCUGCUUUGUUUACACCCGUACCUGGACACACCUGAACCAGACAUGGAUGACCCAGCGUACAUCACAGUUCUUGUUCUAGUGUUCAAUGCAGCCUCCAUCACCCCCUCAAUGGUACCACUGUUCCAGGAACAUACACGACGCCACUACUCUUACCUCCGCUCUUGUUUACAGGGCUAUGUCCCUAUCAUCCAGAGUCUUGAAAUGGUGGAGCCAGCCCAAGGUGUGAAGCAUCAAGUGACCAGCAGCAUGGACACGAGCAAGUUCCUGGAGGAGCUCACCCACAGGCUGCGUAACAUUGACUCAAUGGAGUUCUCAUCUGUUGUCUCUAUACUAGAGGUGGCUGUAAGAGACUUACACCAAGCCAAACAGUUGGACCAGAGAAUCUCAGCAUCAGCGGACUGUGCCAGCAUCUUUCUGCAGGCUCAGCUUCUUCUCACUAAGUUACUGACCCGGGUCAACGACCCUUCCCAGUGUGACUCAGAUACAGAUGGGGUGAACUCUUCAGUGGAGAAGAUCCUAGAGCUAACAACAAAGUUACAGACCAUGUACCUGGGCCUGACAAGUGACCUGAUCUGGUCAGUUCGUCAGCUGGAACUUAAGGCCCUCACCCUACAGCUCGUGGUCACCUUGAGCCGGGGCACCACGGAGGAGAAGAAGAGGAUGUGUGAAAGUUUUAAGCACUGUUUGACUCACAUCAACAGGUCCAUGGAGACAGAAACUGGCAAGACAGACGUGCUGACACACCACCUGCUCGCUCACCUUGACCUUAUCGACCCAACACACCUGCAGGGUACACACAGUGUGCUGCAGACCGCGCUCGCCAUCUUACGACCCAGCCCAGUCCCGCACCUGCGCGGAGUCAGGGUAAUGCAUGCUGUGUUGGAAGAGCCAAUAGAAAACCAGGAAACUGCAAUCAAGAUGGCUGCUGGAUUGACGGCAGGGCUACGGGUGGUGGGGGUGGUGGAAAAUAUUACAGACGUCAAGCUGGUUAGGAUUCAGGUGAAGUACCCUGACCAACAGAGCCAACUGGUGAGUCCCCCGUCAUCCUGCUGGACACGCUUGAGUAACCUUCGAUAUAGACUGGACACAGAAGUGGUCAUGUCCCACGCCCUCUGGUCAGAGAGCUGUAACAUUGAAAUCUCCCUGGUGGUAGAACCAUGCAGCAGCUUCAGGCAGCUCUUCAAGAAACCUGCCAUGGUGGAGCUGGUCACCCCGGUCAAGAUCCUGGUCUCCACCAAGGCCCACAAGUUUUAAGCUGGUCACCCCGGUCAAGAUCCUGGUCUCCACCAAGGCCCACAAGUUUUAAGCUGGUCACCCCGGUCAAGAUCCUGGUCUCCACCAAGGCCCACAAGUUUUAAGCUGGUCACCAUGGUCAAGAUCCUGGUCACCAUGGUCAAGAUCCUGGUCUCCACCAAGGCCCACAAGUUUUAAGCUGGUC